GCCAAUGGGCUCUGGACAGUACUGCUGAGCAGCUUCGUCUUGGCCCAAUGCCAGGUCAAGGUCAUGACGCCAAGCUGGUUGGUCAAAGAGUUUUCGCAGAACCAUGGUAGGAUUAUGGGAUCAACUGCGACAUUUGGCGCUCCGUUUUAUGGAGAGCGUGUGUGGGGACGGUUGGUCUAUGGGCGAUCAGCAAGGAACCAUCAUUGCACCGAGGACGACUACGAAAUCCCGCCAUUGAGUCUCAUGAAAGCAGGUGAAAGUGGCUACAACAAGAUACGGCUCAUCAACAUUGUGAUGGUUCGACGUGGGAAUUGCUCUUUCACCCACAAGGUCCGGAUAGCUCAAGAUACAAAAGAUGCACAUGCUGUAAUCAUCAUUGACAGAGAGGAUUCGGACUUCACUGCAGAGAGCCUGGCCAACAUCAUUGUGGCUGACGAUGGCUAUGGAGAUGGAAUUCACAUUCCAUCGGUGCUCAUUUCCAAAGAAGACGGUAGACGUCUCAUAGAAGCUGUGGAGCGACCACAGGUCCAGGUGGUGGUGGAAUUGGCCUGGGAUUUGCCCACGGACCAAGUGGUGACGAUGGACAUGUGGAUGAGCUCCGCCAGCAUCGAAUCCAACAAGUUCCUCAAGGAGUUUGCUCCAAAGCGACGGGUGCUCAACGAGGUCAUGAUCUUCAAUCCGCAUUAUGCAGUUUUCAGUAUGGAAAAGGGCAACCCUGAGGUUUACUCGGGCGUUUGCCUCGGCAAUGAGCCCCGAUUUUGCGCGGAGGAUCCAGACGGUGCCGGAAGUGUCACCGGCGAAGAGGUGCUGAUGGAGGACGUGCGACAGCUUUGCAUCCACGACCGAACGAAGGUGAAACGCUCGAGCUUGGAGGAUUUGAUGAGUGGAAAACAUCUUGUCGAGUACGCUGCCAAAUACUGGGACUACAUGGAAAAGUUCUUGGACAGGUGUCCCUUGGAUGGAACUGGCAGCGCAAAGUUUGGCAUUGAAUGUUCAGAGAAGGUGAUGCGAGAGGAUAUUGCAACACGAACUGGACAAUCCAGUUUCUUGGCAGGUUCAGCUCAUGAGGCCUCUAUAGACCUGUGCCAUGGGCUGCACCUGAGCAGCUUGGUAGACAUGGAGAGCUGGGAAUUUCCCACGGAACUCGACGAGUUCUUGGAGUUUUGCGUGGAGGAGCACAAUGGCGACUUCGACGAAAUCUCCAGGGAAUUCUUGGAAGUAGCUAGUGGUCUUGAUGAACAGUUGGCUGGACGUGCAGAGGAGGCCUUCUCGGCGCCGUCCCUGCGGCAGCGCUACCUGCAGCUGCACCCCGAGGCCGAUGGCGCGGCCGGUGCCGCCGGUGCCGUGGCGCCGCCCUCGGUGACGGCCACAGAGCUCACGGAGGCCGACCACGAGGAGAGCAACGACGCGGCCGACGCGGCCGACGCGGACGUGGCCGAUUGGAAGCACGCCCAGAACGAGGACGCACCCUCCCAGUUUUCGGUGCUCACGGACAGUCUGCAG
Molecule: messenger RNA, 1503 nt
Organism: Cladocopium goreaui
Lineage: Eukaryota; Dinophyceae; Suessiales; Symbiodiniaceae
Source: the annotation of a GenBank genome assembly